Molecule: messenger RNA, 1518 nt
Organism: Aspergillus mulundensis
Lineage: Eukaryota; Fungi; Ascomycota; Eurotiomycetes; Eurotiales; Aspergillaceae
Product: ankyrin repeat domain-containing protein
Exons: 1
Coding region: 1-1518 (505 amino acids)
Molecular function (GO): protein binding
Source: RefSeq, a predicted model, not a curated record
AUGCUCACUAUCCAUCCCCGUCUUGCCGCGUCAGUACCUACCACGGUUCUCGACGAGGCGCAGAAAGGCGGGAACGUGGCGAUUGUUCGGACUAUCCUCGCCGCUAAUCCUGACAUCCUAGGAGCUUUCAAAGAACAAUGCGAAAUGACUGCGUUGGGAGUUGCUGCAGAAAAUGACCAUGAGGAUGUGGUCAGAUACCUCCUUGAUAUUGGGGAUGGUCCGUUAAAUUACCAGGACGAGGAAGGCUACGCACCGCUGCAUUGCGCCGUCCAGAGUAAUGACAUUGGCACCGUCAAAGCUCUUUUGGAGCGCCCGGAUGUUGAUAUCAACUUGGCACCGCAUCCUCCCAAUCGAUAUAGCCGUCAGAGGGCGUCAAUACCCGAACCCCCAAAUAGUACGAUUGUUACUGGAUCACCCCAAGAUAGACCCCAAUCUUCGCACCCUGGAGGGCAAAACACCGCUUGCGGAAGCCGUCGACCUCAGCUCCUCCGGGAGGCUAGGGUGGGUGUCGCGCAAGUCCUCAUUUCCAGCCCCAAAGUUGACAAAAAUGUAACGGAUAAGGAUGGAACCCUCCUUCAUGCCGCCUCUGGAACGGGCCAAGAUACCCGAGAGCAAGUUGCUAUCCUUAACAUGUUGCUUCCAUUUCUCAAAGGAAACAUCUGGCAUCGCAAUCGUCAUCGGCAGACUGUACUUGAUAUGGCUGCCGGACGCGGCAGUGUCGUCGCCCUGGAGCGGGAUGGUUCAGCGUCCGAGGCCUUUGGUGGCAGCACGCCGCUCCAUAAUGCGAUUGAGAGCGGUGAUAUCAAUACAGUCGGAGCGUUCUGGGAAUAUGAUGAUGUCGAUGUGAAUUGCAGUGCUCUGCCCCUGUCUCCACUGGAGUUGGCUACUACCGUGCCUUGCCCAACCCCGGAGAUUGUCAACGCGCUACUCGACCAUCCGAGAAUUAACCCUAAUACACGAAUUGCCGAGGGGAGUACGGCCCUUACACAGACUAUAACCGCUCAUAAUGGCCGCCCUGAUCUCGUCCGUGUAUUCAUUGCCCAUGACUCCGUCGACAUAUCCGCCCCUGACGCCCACGGGAACACACCAUUCCACCUCGCUGCAGCGAGCUCACUGCAGGCCUUCAACUUACUCCUUCCGCUCGUCCAAGAAACGCACACGAUCUGGGACGCAAACAAUCAAGGCGAGACCGCCCUAGGCCUCGCCGCAUCAACAGGCCAAAAAGAGGUCGUAGACAGACUCCUCGACCCAGACCUAGGUGCAACGAGAGGCAUUGUUGAGCAGGCCAUGGUGAAACCGAAGGCUGUACUGCAGGAUUUGCUGCUGCUGUUUCAGGCCUCGCGGUUCCACGCCAUGCUCAGCGAAUUCCAGGUUGAUAUGGCGUCUAUGAUUCCUGAGGGGUUGGAUGUGAUGGAGCGGAAUAGACAGAAUGCUUCGGCUGUUAUGGUGAGGAUGGGUGAGGGCGUGCGAGAGGCACUCGGAUUGCUAACGGUGAGACUGGAGGAAAUGGGUGCUUGA